This is a messenger RNA of Henningerozyma blattae CBS 6284, 1476 nucleotides long. RefSeq names its product Yhp1p (gene YHP1). The transcript has a single exon. The record is from RefSeq and is a predicted model, not a curated record. Gene Ontology annotation, biological process: cell differentiation; regulation of transcription by RNA polymerase II. Gene Ontology annotation, molecular function: RNA polymerase II cis-regulatory region sequence-specific DNA binding; DNA-binding transcription factor activity, RNA polymerase II-specific. The coding region runs from base 1 to 1476 and encodes 491 amino acids. NCBI's taxonomy places the organism in Eukaryota, Fungi, Ascomycota, Saccharomycetes, Saccharomycetales, Saccharomycetaceae.
AUGAAUGGCCAACAAGUUUUACCUUCUAUUUCUCAACUGUUAACUAUCUCUCAGCCAAGUAGUGAGUCAUCCAAUAAUACCAACAACACAUCACCACCACCACAACAACAAAACAUUUUGAAUAACCGUAGCAAUAGCAAUUAUGGUAAUAAUUCAACUCCGACAGUAACUCCAGUCCCUAAAAGAUUCAUCACUUUACCUCCCUUAGUUCCUUCUAUGAAUUUGAAUUCAAAUGUGGAUGUAGGCGUUCAAAUUAAUAACAACGCAACCACUACCGCCGCUGCUCCUUCUUCCAACAAUGUAAACACACAAAUACCUUCUCCUUCACCAGCACAAGGUCCAUUUAUUCAAAAACAUUUCUCCAACAGUGCAAACCUUUUGAUCGCUAACGAUUCUAAUUCUAUUCUAAACACUCCUCCACCAACACGUUCCUCAAGCUCCAGUAGUACAACAGGUCCUAUGAUGAUGAACACUCAACAACACCCUCAUCAUCCUUUGCAAAAUUCACAACCACACCCUCAAUACACUCAAGUUCCACAAACUCAACCCCAUUUACAUCCACAACAUAUCAAUAUUAAUAUUAACAAACAAAUUGCAGCUGCCAAUGCAGUUGCAUCUUUAAACAUGAACAAUCAAGUCCCAUCCCCAUCCACUCCUUCUGUUAAGGCUAAAAGACCUGAUGUAUUCACUCCAUUAUCUGCUGCAGCAAAGGCUAUUAUUACUCCUUGUACAAACGACAAGAAGAGAGCAUUUGCCUUUAUCACUCAUUCUCAAGAAACUUUCCCCAAACGUGAACCCAAAAUUGAUAAUGCUCCUCUAGCUAGACGUAAGAGACGUAGAACUUCCACUCAUGAAUUAAAUAUUUUACAAAAUGAAUUUCAAAUUUGUCCUACUCCGACUAAAAAUAGAAGAUGUGAAUUAGCUCAAGUUUGUAAUAUGAGUGAAAAAGCUGUUCAAAUUUGGUUUCAAAAUAAAAGACAAAGUGUUAAAAGACAUAAUAAACAGCAUCUAUCUUCUUCAAACUUAUCCAAUAAAUCAAUGGAUGAAAGCUUAGAAAAUAGUGAUGAUCAUUCCAAUUCUAAUAAUUCUACUCCAUUACAACCAACUACUCCUUCCUCAAAUAAAAGAAUUGUUAAUUCUAAUACUUCUAAAUCAUCACCAAAUCAUACCAUCAAAAUCAUUGGCAAUAAAAAUGAUUUGGAAAAAAAUAAAGAAAAUAUCGAAAUUAGUCCAAGUAGAACUCCAGGGAAAAGAUCUCAAGCUUUAACUUUCCAUCUAAAAUCUGAUAUGAAGAUAUUAACUCCAAUUAAGACUUCUCCAAACACUAGAGUCAACAAAUUGAUCAAUGGCUCUAACCCAAGUGUUAAUUUCAAUGUUAAUACUGGUAAUAAUGAAGCCAUGGAUAACGAAAAUAAUUUAACUCCAACAAAAAGAAGAGGUAAAGUUUUAGCUGACUUGGGUAACAGAAUCCAAUAG